CCCCUCAUGGACCUGCCACCCGAGCUCAUCGCCGCCAUCGUGAGCGACGUGGGCAGCACGGCAGACCUCAGGGCGUGCACGCUCGCCGCCCGGCGCUUUCGCUUUCCGUGCCAACAGCGCCUGUUAGGCACGCUCUGGCUCGGCGACAAGGGCGGGGGCAGAAAAGGCUACCUCGAGGCCGCGGCGCGCUUCGAACGCUGGCCCCACCUCGCCCCGCUCGUCCGCACGCUCGAUCUCGCUGUCGGCCGGGUCCCGUACCGAUGGGCCGGCGUCGAUGGCGCGGAGGAGGCGAUUGCGGGCCUCUUUGCGCGGCUCGCAUGCGUCACUGCAUUGACCGUCUUUGGCGAUAACGACGACUGGCGGAAUGUCACGCCCAUACUGGCGGAUGCGCUCGCCCGGUGGCUCGCGGGCCGGCCCCCCGGUGCGUUCCGCCACGUGUCCUUUGUGUUUCUUUGGGACAUCCCGCGCGCGGUUGUGCAUGCCGUGUUCCGUGCGCUGGCGCCGCAUGCGCAGGUCAACUUCGAGAUGGCGACGCUGGACGGUGCACCGUCCCGCGAGCUUGCACCGUACAUGCACACGAUGCCGCCGUUUGGACUGCACGUGCAAGCCGGCCCCCGGGUGGAGCGCACGCUCGCGGAGCCGGAGUUUCGGCCGUACGUGCAGGGGCUCCGCACGCUGCUUGUCCCCGUAAAGCACGGCCCCGCGGUCCUCGACUCGAUGCGCCUCUGUGAGGCGGCAGCCGGGAAUCUCGAGCAUCUCCAGCUACUUAGAGAGGCGGGGGGCCUCGAUCCCGACUACGCUGACCUCGUGCUCCCGCCCUGCCUGCCCGCUCUCACCCAUCUCACGCUCGACGUCGCCUCGCUCGCGGCCGAGCUCCGCACCGGCACCCGCCUCGCCGCGCUGCUCACCGGCGUCGUGCUGCCGCUCCUCCGGCCCGCGGUCACCCCGCGGCUUGCAGCCGUCACGCUGCGCUCCCCCCUGGCCAGCGACCGCGCGCGUGAGCUGUCGCUCCUCGUCGACAGCCCCGGCUUCCUCGUGCACGUGCUCCGCGAGGAGGCCGCGCAAGCCUGUCUGCGGCUGAUCGACGACGCGCUAGCGAGCCCGGGCCGGCGCACAGCCCGUCUUGCGCUGGUGUUCACGAUGCAUCCCGCGGGGCAGUCCCUGGCGCGUGCCGCGGCCCACCGGCAGCUGAUUUUGCCGGAGCUGGCGCGGUCUUUACAGGGCGUGGCGCGCGAGGGCAGGCUCGACGUCGUUGUGGAUGUUUGA
Messenger RNA from Mycena indigotica, 1266 nucleotides. RefSeq lists its product as uncharacterized. The record is from RefSeq and is a predicted model, not a curated record. Bases 7 to 1266 code for a protein of 419 amino acids. The transcript is spliced from 2 exons. NCBI's taxonomy places the organism in Eukaryota, Fungi, Basidiomycota, Agaricomycetes, Agaricales, Mycenaceae.